UGCGUUCUGAAACCUUACUCGAGUUAACUCUAGUUAACUCGAGGCGUUCAGAAAUGCCGAGUUGACCCAUUUGUGGCGUUCAGAAACACGCUUGAGUCAACUCUCGAGUUAACUAUUUCUACCCACGUCGAGGAGGUUAAAGUUAUUCACAAGAACCGGCGAACAAAAAGGGAUACGUUUCGUUAAUUGCAAAUUGAGAAAAAUGUCUAAAAACAGACAAGAAAUUGUAUUUGUGACAGAUAAAAAAGGAAAUAAAAUUUUCAACAAGGACGGGUUAGUCCUCGUUCAAAAUACGGCAAACCAAACUUUCAUGUACGUAAAGCUAUUUGAGGGAUUGAUAAACAAACCAUGUAAGGAGCCUUUGAAAGAUCAAAAUUCAACAUUUCUUUCUCCAUCAAACACUCAAGUUCCAAGGAGCCAGGUGCAAUCUACCGUGCAAUGGCAGGGGCAUCACCACAUUGAAGCAGUUGCAACAUCGAGACGAGACGAUUGUGACUCGGGGCCUUCAAAGGAUGCUAACAAAGAAGACGCUACCAACGAUAAAGCGAAUUGGGCUCCCAAUGCCAUUACAGCUCUAAUGGCUGAGUACAAAGAUCACGCCACAAGCUUCCAGAUAAAUACUAAAGGGCAUAUCGAGAUAUGGAAAAAGAUUUCAUCUAAUUUGCACAUGAACGGCUAUUUAUAUACGCAUAAGCAGUGCGAGAACAAAUUUAAGAAUUUAAAAAAACGAUAUCACGCCAAAAUCGACAAUAUGAAAUCUAAGCAAACUGGGGCACCGGCUUUACGAUUUGACUACUUUGAUAUAUUUCAUGAAAUAUUUGGGCAGAAGCCAAAUGUCGAGCCAGUUGCAUUAGCCUCUGCGACAAGAGGAUCAGCGUCGUUGAACAUUCUUAACGCAGUCGAUGAUGAUGACAUAUUUAAAGAUGAUGGUGAUGAAAACGAAGCAUCUACCAAUGACAUAAAAGAGAGAAAACGUCGUGCUGAGGCAACGCCCACGCGAAAUAAAGGAAAAAAAACGAAAUUCGAAAACGCUGUCGACGAGAUGAAGAAGGCAAUAGAGCACAAGUCAACACAGCAAGAUCUCAGGCAAGAGAGAUUAUUGGCUGCUCACAAAGAACAAACUGAUCGCUUGAUUAACUCAAUGGACAAUCUUAUCAAGAAGUUGUAGUACAAUGAUGACUGACUACCAAGACUGACUGGAGUGGCUUUAUAAGUUUCGAUUUAUAAUAAGUGUAGCUAACCUCAAGUCGUAAGAAAUUGACAAAUCACAGUUAUUUUUCUCACAUAUGUCUGUAAUUUGUCAAUUUCUUACGGCUUGAGGCUUACUACAUUUAUUGUAGAUUGAAACUAAUGUAAUGUCACACACCGACGUACUGACCACAGGAGGAGCUCCAAUUGUAACAAGCUCCGCUUCCUUAUGUUCUGUGAUACAGUUGAUAUUUCGGAAUAAGCAAAGAUAAAAGAUAUAGUAUUGAACUAUUUGUUACAUGAAUUUCAGAACUUUAUGUCUUAAGUGAUACAUGAAACACGACACGGAAAAAAUGUUUAACAUGUAAGAUUAAGUGUAUUUUUGUUUCAAGACGUUGUCUUUCAUAUUUUAUGUUUGUUAUGUUAAUUGCAAACUAUGUGAUUGCAAAGUGAUAUUAUCUGCGAUUCAAAACUUUAACAUUAGUUUCAAUUAUGGAAAGUGAUAUUAUAUUGUAUGUUGCACGGAUAUGGUGCAAUAGCUUGAAGUAUUAAGGCUUAGCUAGACAAACUUUCAUAGCUGCAGAACCAUAUGUACAAAAAAAAUAAUCCAAUCGCAUUUUAAGUGCGUCCUCAUGAUAGAAAUCCAAUUGGAUAAAUUUUUUUAUGCAAACGGUUAUGCAGCUAUGCAAGUUUGUCUGGAUAGGCCUUUAGAAUGUCAUUGAGCAAUUUAGUUUUUACCACAGUAGCCUUAAUAAUUCAUUGGUAAUUAUUUUAUACGUUUCCAAAAAUUAGAUUUGUAAUCUUUUUAUAUUAU
Temnothorax curvispinosus is the source of this 2002-nucleotide messenger RNA. RefSeq lists its product as uncharacterized. The record is from RefSeq and is a predicted model, not a curated record. NCBI's taxonomy places the organism in Eukaryota, Metazoa, Arthropoda, Insecta, Hymenoptera, Formicidae. The coding region runs from base 203 to 1168 and encodes 321 amino acids. The transcript is spliced from 3 exons.